Messenger RNA from Punica granatum (pomegranate), 4317 nucleotides. The record is from RefSeq and is a predicted model, not a curated record. NCBI's taxonomy places the organism in Eukaryota, Viridiplantae, Streptophyta, Magnoliopsida, Myrtales, Lythraceae.
UCUCAACAAGAGCAGUUGUCUUUCUUUUUCUUAUUUUAAUUUUAAUUUUCCUUUUGUCUUUGCCGAUCACCUGUUUGAUAAAAUGCCAAAACCAGGAGAAAAGCUCCACCAUCCAUGGCUAUUGCUCCGCCCAUCCCUGCCCUUAUCCUCCUCCUCUCUCUCUUUCCUUCCUCCAGCUUAAGACCCGAAAAUGGCGGCGCCACCCCUACCACCGCCGCAAUUCUUUCAUUCGACCGGCGCGGCAACCGCCCCUGACUCUCCCACUCCACUCUCUCUCCUACCCCAAUGCUCCUCGCUCAGAGAGCUGAAGCAAGUCCACGCAUUCGCCAUCAAGACCCACCUCCUGGACUACCCCUCCACCAUCACCAGGCUCAUCGGCUCCUGUACCGCCCGCCCCAACGCCGCGUCCAUGGCCCACGCUCGCAAGCUGUUCGACCAGGUUUCCCACCCCGACACCAUCCUCUUCAACAUCCUCUCCCGCGGCUACUCCCGGCUCAAUAGCGGCCUCUCCCUGGAGGCUGUCUCGCUCUUCGUUCGGGUGCUCGCCAUCGGGCUCACCCCCGACGACUACACCUUCCCUUCCCUCCUCAAGGCCUGCGCGGUCUCCAAGGCCCUCCAGGAAGGGAAGCAGCUCCACUGCUUUGCCCUUAAGCUCGGGCUUGUGGACCAUAACAUCUUCGUGUCCCCGACAUUGAUUAAUAUGUAUACGGAGUGCGGAGAUGUCAACGGGGCGCGCAGAGUAUUCAACAGUGUCAAGAGCCCCUGCGUCGUCACGUACAAUUCAAUGAUAACGGGUUAUGCUCGGGCUAGUAGGCCUAAUGAGACCUUGUCGAUGUUCCGGGAAAUGCAGGCUAGAGAUCUCGUGCCCAACGAUGUGACGAUGCUCAGCGUUCUCUCCUCUUGUGCGCUGCUCGGGUCAUUGGAUUUGGGCAAGUGGGUGCACGAGCACGUUAAGAAGAACGAGUUUGAUAGGUUCGUGAAGGUUAACACCGCCCUAAUAGACAUGUAUGCUAAAUGUGGGAGCUUGGAAGAUGCAGUUUCCGUAUUCCGGGAAAUGGAGCUUAGGGACACGCAGGCUUGGUCAGCCAUCAUCAUGGCACACGGGACUCACGGGCGCAGUUUCGAAGCUAUAUCAAUGUAUGAGGAGAUGAAAAGGGCGCGAGUUCCACCCGAUGAGAUUACCUUUUUGGGCCUCUUAUACGCGUGUAGUCAAACAGGACUGAUCGAGGAAGGAUAUAAGUUCUUCCGCAGGAUGAGUGAGGAGUGCGGGAUCAAUCCUGGAAUCAAGCAUUACGGGUGUAUGGUAGAUUUAUUAGGCCGAGCAGGACGAUUGGAAGAGGCUUACAACUUCAUAAACGAGCUUCCCAUUAAGCCCACGCCUAUUCUUUGGCGGACUCUGUUAUCUGCUUGCAGUAGCCAUGAUAAUGUACAAAUGGGAAAGCAGGUGGUCGAACAAAUUUUCAAGCUUGAUGACUCUCAUGGGGGAGAUUAUGUUAUCUUCUCGAACAUGUGCUCCCGAGCAGGUCACUGGGAGGAAGUAGACCGUAUGAGAAAGUUGAUGGGUGAUCGAGGGGCUGUGAAGGUUCCCGGGUGUAGCUCCAUAGAGCUGCACAAUGUUGUUCACGAGUUCUUUUCUGGAGAUGGAGUCCGCUCCAUUUCCAUGGCCAUUCACCGUUCAGCCGACGAGUUGUUUAAGGAGUUGAAGCUGGUGGGCUAUGUUCCUGACACUUCUCUGGUCAAUCAUGCGGAUAUGGAGGAAGAAGAAAAAGAAAUCACUCUCAGGUACCACAGUGAGAAGCUUGCAAUCGCCUUUGGUCUGCUGAACACCCCUCCUGGGACGACAAUCCGUGUGGUCAAGAACCUGAGGGUCUGCAGGGAUUGCCACUCAGCUGCGAAGCUCAUAUCCUCGAUGUUUAGUCGACGGAUAAUCCUUAGGGAUGUUCAGAGAUUCCAUCACUUUGAGGAUGGAAAAUGCUCAUGUGGGGAUUACUGGUAGACAAUAUACGGGAUGAUAGGUACAUAAUUUGUGCUGUUCCGUACAGAUACAGAUACUGCACUUGAUCUUGGCCAGAACACAGAGGCAAGGACUGGAAGCUUGGCUUGCUAACGAAUUGCCAUAUUCGUGAAUAUGGAUUGCCGAGGAAAAUACAUUCCAUAGAAGGCAGGAUCGUUGAAUGGUGUAAGUAUUUGUUUGUCCCAUAUGAGAGACGAUCAUCGGCCAAACGGAUGUUGCGGUGAACAUUGAUGUGGACAGAGGACAUAAAAGAUUUCAGGCAUAAAAUUUUGUCGUUCUCAAAAUAGUCAAUUUCAGGCGAUUGCCAAUAUUUUCGCUCCAAUAUUGUGGACAGAGGACAUAAAAGAUUGAGCAAACCAUUCUUCAGACAAUUGAAAAUCGCGGAUUUCACUGCAUCUGCUUAUUCUGCAGCAUGGAUCUUAGGGAUCGGAUCUAGUGGUUCUUCCACUGCAUAGAAGAGUCGGCGAAUAUCCUGGUUUCUCAUAAUACAACUAGUUCUCAAGGGGCUACAGGUUCCAUUUCAUAUUGAAGGCAGUUCUAGAUCUUUAUGGAGUGCUUUAAUAAGCGAGGCAUAGGUGGAUCCAUUAAUCUUUAUAUUGGUCUAAUUCAUUGAUACAUCAUAUGGCAAUCUUCAUUCAUACCACGGCAGUAUGUUUGAGUAUUAUGCAUAUUUAACCCGAGUUGUUCUUGGCCAAUUGAGCUUCUAACAGUCUUAGUGGUUUUCCUUGGGGAUUCAACUCCUGAUUCAAAUUCAUGACAUUUCUAGAUCAUUAUGAAGAAUUAUGCACAGUUGAUUCAUAAAUCAACCUGUUCUUCCUCAUAUUGAUCUAAUUGGUCGGUACGGAAACAUUAAUUGGGCACUAACUUGUUCCCAAAUUAAGCAAAAAAAGGUACAAUGGAGGGAAGUUAACUAAAAUAUUCCCACCUAAGAAAGUUUCUCCACAUUCGGACUGAAAGAAAAGAACUGCCAGGCGUGAAGGGAACACCAAGUGAUGAUAAAAGGCAAUCCAACAUCUGACCGUCAACCGACGAAGGAACCAUAAAAUACUCAGGUUCUCUCUGCCCUGCCACUCCUUCAGUCUUACAGUACAAAUAACGGUUAAUAGCUUCUGUCAAAGAGUCAUUACUCAACACUCCAAACCAUCUGAAGUUCCUUUAUACGAGAGAGAUGAAGCUCACCACUUCGAGGUUGAUAAAUGUCUUCCUGUCACUGCAGCUCUUUUCAAUAUAUCGCAAGUCCAUGACUUCGAUUUCUUCUACUUCGUUCAGCAGGUCAGUUAGUCUAAUACUGUACUACAUCAUAAGACGUUACACCUUGAGUUGUCUGAAUGUCCAUAAAUAUCGAGUCGUUACAGCAUUUUAGAUUGCUCGAUGAGCUAUGAUCAUUUUUCUGUUCUUAUAGUGGCCCGGUUCGUGCUAUAACACCAAAGAAGGGUGCUGCUACCUACAAUGGAUCUUCUCCUUCUUGUUGUGAUGGCACACCCUUCGAAACCGGAUUGGUUAUCGUCUUGACCAACCACUCUCAUUCGCAUAGAGGCUCUUAACUGUCUUGUGCUUGAUGAUUCUAUGAUAACAUCAAGUUUCAAAUCAUUUUCUGGUGCAUAUUUGAUCCCUUCUCUCCCACUAUUUAUGCAUGUCUUGAUGCAGAAAGCAUACGAAGUUGAGAUGUGAAGCCCUAUCUGACUAUAUCUGUUACGGUAAUGAUUAAUGUUGUAGCUUGGGGAUAUCAUACUACGUAUGGAAAAUAAUUGGCAGGGGCUAAUUUGCCCCAGCUCGCCCUUUCAAAUUCUGGAUGUAUGAAUGGGAAAGGCACGGCACUUGCUCAGAUGCUGUCCUCAAGGAACACGACUAUUUCGAAGCAGGUGUUGACCUUAAAGAUCGUUUUAGCCUCCGCGACAUCCUCAGUGGGGGGGGUAAAUUUACAUUGGUUGGUCUUCUUGGCAUGAGUACUUUUUACUAAAGACCCGAUACUAACAAGGGAAAACUUGCUCCAGGUAUAGUUGCAGAUGGGUCGUCCUACAACGUUGAGCAGAUUUGGGAUGCUAUCAACCACAUGACCAGGUACUUCCAAUCUAUCUCCCAGAUCAGGCCUGGAAUUAGCCACAUCGGGCUGGACCCGGCUCUUCAGAAAAAGGGAAAGUUUCUGCCUUAAUGCGAAAUGAUGAGCUUGCGGAUUCGUUGGGAGGUUUAUUCGGUGAUCCUAACUCGCAUUGGAUGCAUGCUUCAGUUUAUCAAAGUGGAAUCGAUCAGUUUAACUUAUAUUACUAUUCCUAUAUUGUUGAAACUUAAAAAAGAAAAAAAAA